Molecule: messenger RNA, 2038 nt
Organism: Manihot esculenta (cassava)
Lineage: Eukaryota; Viridiplantae; Streptophyta; Magnoliopsida; Malpighiales; Euphorbiaceae
Product: probable flavin-containing monooxygenase 1
Exons: 5
Coding region: 352-1908 (518 amino acids)
Molecular function (GO): N,N-dimethylaniline monooxygenase activity; NADP binding; flavin adenine dinucleotide binding
Source: RefSeq, a predicted model, not a curated record
ACUUGCCAAAAACAAACACCUCAAAAUUAUUUUAUGGGCUUCUUGAUAAUGUUAACAAAGGCUUCAGGCAUGUUGUCCGUAUGUCCAGUUGUACGUCAAUUGAACAAAAAUCCAAUCAAUUGGUGGUGAAGAAAUCUCUAAGGCUCUUCUUAGAGAUAGGGGAAGACAAACUGGGUUAUGCAUGCGAGUGCUAGCUCCUUCACUUCCACUUCUUGUGAUUAUAAUUUAGCAUAUAUUAUAUUAAUAAAAAAAAAUCUCAUACAUACAUCAACCACCAAUCUUAUCAAGUUGUUAUAUAGCUCCCAAGACGCAAUGUGCUUGUGUGCCAGGAACAGCUUCUGAAACACAGCCAUGGAAAAACAGAUAGCAAUCAUAGGAGCUGGUCUCAGUGGCCUUCUUGCUUGCAGAUACACAUUCUCAAAAGGUUUCCAUCCCAUAGUUUUCGAAGCAACAAGCAGCAUAGGAGGCGUAUGGACUAAAACUGUAGAGACUACAAAGCUCCAAACUCCUAAACCAUUCUACCAGUUCUCAGAUUUUCCAUGGCCAGAUUCUGUCACAGAUGAUUUCCCAAACCAGCAUCAAGUCUUAGAUUAUAUUGAAUCUUAUGCGCAGCGUUUUGACUUGCUUAAGCACAUCGAGUUCAAUACUAAAGUUGUUGGAAUCAACUAUGAAGGGCCUUCUCAGGAAGAGAUGGAGUCAUGGAGUCUUUGGGGUGGCACCGGCGAGCCCUUCAGCUCCAGAGGCAAAUGGAAAGUACAAGUCCAAGACACUCAAACCCUUUCAACUGAGGAAUAUCUUGUGGAUUUUGUGAUCCUUUGCAUAGGGAGGUUCAGCGAUGUUCCUAACGUUCCGGAAUUUUCUCCCGGAAAAGGCCCUGAGGCAUUUCAUGGGGAGGUGAUACACGCCGUGGACUACUUCAACAUGGAUUAUCAAAGUGCUAGGAAGUUCUUAAAAGGGAAGAGAGUUACUGUUGUGGGUUUUCAGAAAUCUGCACUGGAUAUUGCAUCGGAGUGCGCUGAGGCAAAUGGGGUUGAACAUCCAUGCAGAGUUUUAUACAGAACUGAACAUUGGACUGUCCCUGACUACCUUCCAUGGGGGGUGUCUUUAGCAUAUUUCUAUCUCAAUCGCUUCGCAGAACUCCUUGUUCAUAAGCCUGGUGAAGGUUUCCUUCUCAGUCUUCUGCCAACAAUUCUCUCUCCUUUGAGAUGGGCAUUCGCCAAAUUUAUGGAAACACACUGCAAGAAUAAGCUUCCAUUGGCAAAGUUUGGAAUGGUUCCCAAGCACAGUUUCCUUCAAGAAAUUAAUUCUUGUACACUCUCAACAGUUCCAGACAAAUUUUAUGACAAAGUUGAAGAGGGAAGCAUCUUGCUGAAGAAAGCUCCAAGUUUCAGCUUCUGCAAAGAAGGAAUUAAAGUCGAUGGUGAGGACCAACUCCUAGAGACUGAUCUGGUCAUAUUGGCUACAGGAUUUAGAGGUGAUGAGAAGCUUAGGGACAUCUUUCUGUCUAAAUUCUUUCAAGAAUGCAUCGUUGGGUCCCCUACUUCAGCAAUUCCCCUCUACAGGGAAUGCAUUCAUCCACAAAUACCACAGCUAGCAGUGCUAGGGUUUUCAGAAAGUAUUUCCAACUUGUUCACAUCAGAGAUGAGAAGCCGAUGGGUAGCAGAGCUUCUCGAUGGCACAUUCAAGAUGCCAAGCAUAAAGGAGAUGGAAGAAGAUGUGAAAAAAUGGGAUCAAUAUAAGAAGAGAUAUUCAAGAUCAUACUACAGAAGAUCAUGCAUUGGAGCUCUUCAUAUUUGGUACAAUGAUCAACUCUGCAAAGACAUGGGAUGGAACCCUAAGAGAAAGAAAGGAUUCUUUGCUGAACUCUUCGAGCCUUAUGGACCCAUGGAUUACGUUUCUCCUUCCUGAAGUAGCCAUCGUUGUAGUUUUGAUGUGUGUGUGCUUUACUUGUAAUAUGUGAAAUAAGGAGAUUGUUACUUAAGCAGAGACGGUGGUGUAAAUUUUAUGAGGCAAUAAGUGAAACAAUCUGCAGAAACAA